Messenger RNA from Entelurus aequoreus (snake pipefish), 4924 nucleotides. RefSeq lists its product as uncharacterized. The record is from RefSeq and is a predicted model, not a curated record. The coding region runs from base 70 to 4392 and encodes 1440 amino acids. NCBI's taxonomy places the organism in Eukaryota, Metazoa, Chordata, Actinopteri, Syngnathiformes, Syngnathidae. Gene Ontology annotation, molecular function: nucleic acid binding. The transcript is spliced from 2 exons.
GCCUUCUUGUCACAACUUGCCCCAGAACUGGCAGAGAAGGGCAGAAAGGCAUUCUCAAACCGAGCCUCAAUGACUCUCAAAUCAGCGGGCCAGUCUGAACUGCUGAAGGAAACUGGGCUGGCUGAGUUACCAGUGAUGAUGAUGUUGAUGAUGGUCACAGCUAACGCAGGUCAGAAGAUUGGCACACUUAUAGACCUGGCAUCCGACACAAAUUACAUCACUCACAAAGCUGCCGAAAGACUUGGCCUGAGAAGUGAAGACAUAGCGCUGGUCGUACAUGGAGUUGGAGGCAUGACAAUGAAAGUCAGGACGAAAAGGUACCUCCUGAAGGUCCGAGUCAAGACUCCCAAGGGGACUGAGCGAGCACAUCAACUGGUCUGCUAUGGCCUGGAGCAAAUUGCAAAGGUCCAUCAAGCAACUGAACCCGAAAAGUUGAAAAGCUUCUUCCCAGAUGUCCAGCUUGAGGAGUUAGAAAGACCAGAGGAAGUCGAGCUCCUCAUAAGCCAUCGCGAGGGACGACUCGCACCCCAAAGACUAAAAGUCAUCGGUGACCUUGUCCUAUGGGAGAGCCCCCUGGGCAAAACAGUCGGUGGAGCACACCCUGACUUGCUCGAAGAAGUGGAGGUGGCAGCAUAUGAGUCAAGAACCCACUUUGCCCGCUCCAUGAGAACCGCUGCUGUCCGAUACCAAGAGAUCACAGUCCCAGCGUCUGAGCCAGGCCGGCUACAGCAGGACGAUGUGGCCCACGCAACUACAUCUGCCAGUAACCGUGAAUUUCUUGAUUGGUGGCACUGGGACAGCAUCGGAGCUGCAUGUGAGCCGAAAUGUGGAAGCUGCCGGUGUGGAAACUGUCCUCCAGGAGGAAAGGACAUGACCCUGGCGGAGGAGAGGGAGUUUGAGAUCAUUAAAGGAGGACUCACCUACAAGAUGGAGGACUCUCACUCCUCAACUCCACACUGGGAUGCCAAAUAUCCCUGGACUGAAAAUCCAGCCUCUCUCCCCAACAACAAAAGAGCAGUCCAAGCUUGCUUCUUGAGAAUGGAAAAGCAACUGAGCAAAGACCCAGACUGGAAAGUUGCAUAUUCCACCCAGAUCCAUGAAAUGGUCCAAAGAGGCGCAGCCAUAAAACUCACCAAUGAAGUCAUGGAGAAGUGGAAAGGACCAGUUUGGUAUGUCAGCCACUUGGUGGCGCCAAAUCCCCAUUCAGUGACUACACCAGUUCGUAUUGUCUGGAACAGCAGCCAAAAAUACAACGGAGUGAGCAUGAAUGAUCUUCUCCUAAAAGGACCAGAUGUUCUCAACCCCAUCAGAGCUGUCCUGCUCCGAUUCAGAGAAGGAGUGAACGCAGCUCUGGGCGACAUCAGAAAGAUGUAUAACUCUGUCUGGUUGGAAGAGCGAGAGAUGCAUCUGCACAGGUUCCUGUGGAGAGACAGCCCAGAAGAGGAAAUCAGUGAGUAUGCCGUCACCAGAGUCAAUAUGGGCGACAAACCUGCUGGCUGCAUUGCUCAAUUGGCCAUGAGGGAAACUGCAAGUCUGCCCAACUUCACUCACCGGCAGGAUGAACGCAGAGUCAUUGAAGAAGACAGCUACGUGGAUGACCUGUUGACCUCCCACAAUGACCUGAACAGACUUGACCAAAUCACAGCUGGAGUUGAAGAGGUCCUAAAGGCUGGAGGCUUCUUCCUCAAACCAUGGGUCAGGUCAGGGCAAAGUGGGAGGAAAGAAACUGAAGCGGAUGUCCUAAAGCCAGAGCAAGGAAACACCUUGAUUCUUCCAAACCAAAUAAGAGAAGGAGAGAACAAAGCCCUGGGCAUCGGCUACCAGGUGGACAAAGACAAACUGUACAUGCUGACGGCGGUUAACUUUUCCAAUAGGAAGAAAAAGAUGAGAGUUGGCAAAGAUCUUCUUGAAGAGGAGGUGAGAGCUGAAACGCCUAACCCACUGACGAGGAGAGCUCUCCUAAGCCAAGUUGCUGCACUGUACGACCCAAUCGGCCUAGUUGCACCGGUCAAGCAGAAGGGAGCAAUUCUCGUCCGUAAAGCAUUCCAAGAAGGAGGGGGUGGCAAGCUGACCCAAGAAACCUGGGAUCAACCUCUUUCAGAAAGACUCAGGGAAGAAGCCAUACAGCUCUUCGAGGAAUAUGCCCAGCUUGGACAGGUGAAAUUCCACAGGAGCCUCACACCGCCCGACUGGAAAGGGAAACCCUACGGCAUCACAUUUUCUGACGGAAGUGACAAAACCUAUGGUGCUGUGAUGUACGUCAGAUGGGAGACAAGUCACGGAACUGAAGUUCGAUUCGUGGAAGCAAAGGCCAAACUGACACCCCUGGACCAAAAGGGAGAUGCUGUAAAAGCAGAAAUCUGUGGCGCAGUCUUUGCUGCCAGAAUUCGGAAGUACGUGGAGAAACAUGCCCGUAUGAAGAUUGAGAAAUGGUUCCACCUACUGGACAGUCAAACAGUCCUCGGGGCCAUCCAACGAGAAUCAUACGGAUACCAAACCUUCUUCGCCAACAGAGUGGGCGAAAUCCAGAUGUCCGGGCCAGUGCAAGACUGGUGGUGGAUCAGAGGAGAUCUGAACGUUGCUGACUUAAUAACAAGAGGAGGCAAUCCCAAAGACUUAAAUGAGGAAUCCACAUGGCAAAACGGACCAGAGUUCCUGAAGUGGCCAGUGGAGGAGUGGCCUAUUCAGUCAGCUGGAGAAGUUGCAGCCCAGGCCAGGGAGAGUGUAAACAAGCUUCAAAGAAAGGCAUUCUCUGCUGCACUGACCAGAGCUCAAGCUAAGAUGAGUCGGCAAAAAGAAGACCCACUGGCCACUCCGGAAAAGGAAAGUCCCUGUGAAGAAUCGAAACCUAUUAUGCCAAGAAGAAAACCCACUAGCUGGGUGAAACAUCUUGUGGAUGUAAAAAGGUUCAGUAGCCUGACAAAACUGAUCAGAGUUGUUGCCUGGACACGACGAGCUGCCGAGCAGUGGCUGAAGAGGAGGUCGAACCCAGGACAACCAAAGUGGGAGGCAACACCCAAGCAGGCUGGAUUGGCUGGCACUGAACUAGAAGGUGCACGUGAAGACGUCUUCCUCGCAGCUCAAGAAGGGAGGAUCCAGAUAUUUAACGAAGAUGAGACAGCCGUGCCAGUCUUGCCAUUUGAAGCAUGGGUGUCAACAUUGCUGGCACAAGAAUCCCAUGACGCUAACCACGAGGGGGUAGCAGGAACCCUUCUACGGAUGAGGAAGACAGCAUGGAUAAUGAAGGGCCGGAGAAUUGCCAAGAAAGUAGUUGACAGCUGCAUAGUUUGCAGAAAGAACAGAGCAAAGAAGUGUCAACAAAUCAUGGCAGACUUACCUCCAGAGCGAACCACCCCAGCUGCUCCUUUUGAAUUCACAACCAUGGACCUAUUCGGCCCUUAUGAAGUGAAGGAUGAAGUCAAGAAAAGAACCAGACUGAAAGUGUGGGGAAUCGUCUUCAGUUGCAUGGCCUCCCGUGCCAUACACACUGAACUAGUGAGUGACCAGUCAUCCCAAGGCUUCCUCCUCGCCUAUCAGAGGUUCACGUCACUCAGAGGACAUCCCAGGAAGCUCUGGUCAGACCCCGGCACAAAUUGUGUGGGCGCCAAACCUGCUCUGGAACAGCUGUACACAUUCCUUGACCGACUGGACAAGUCUCAAGUCGAAGACAUGGCUGCCAACCAUGGAACAGAAUGGUCCUGGAAGAUCCACCCUGCGGAUUCUCCCCACAGAAAUGGUGCUGCAGAAGCGGCUGUCAGAGUGGUCAAACGGGCCCUGACCAAUGUCGGCGGAGAUGGUGUCUUCACCUGGGGUGAAUUUCAAACCUUCCUCUACAUGGCUGCCAACCUUGCAAAUGAGCGACCAAUCGAUGCAAGAACUCAAAGCAGGGAAGACUGUGUGAAAUACAUCACCCCGAACUCUCUGCUCCUAGGGCGUGCCAACCCUAAGGGAGAUCCUGGAGACUUCCAGUUUGAUCGCUAUCCUUAUAAAAGACUGCAAGUAAUUCAAGCUGAAGUCACCAAAUUCUGGAAGAAAUGGAGCCAACUAGCUGGACCCAACCUCUUCAUAAGAAACAAAUGGCACACCAAAGAGCGAAAUGUUUCUGUCGGAGAUGUGGUCUGGUUGGCAGACCAAAAUGCCCUGAGAGGACAGUACAAGCUGGCCAGAGUAGUCAGAGCCAAUACGGACAGCAAAGGCAUCGUAAGAGACGUGCUUGUGAGGACCUUUCCCAGCUAUCCUGUCCCCAUCAAGAAGACAAGCGACAAAGAAAAACCGACCACGAAAACCAAGAGGCUCAGACAUCAAAUCCCAGCAACAAUCCUGCAUAGGGAUGUCAGACGCCUCAUCAUUCUAAUUCCCAUUGAAGAACAAAGGAAAGAAGGACCUGUGUGACCCCAUUGGGUUUUGAAAACCAUGAGGGCCAAGUGGGAGGUGUGGAGUUGAAACUCAGUGUGAAUGAAGUGUCCCUGCCCUGGAAGUAAGGAGCUGUCUCCUCCUUAAUCUUACUCCUUGGUGAAGUACCAGAAAGAACUACAUUUCCCAGAACACCAAGGUCAAGAUGGCCACCAAUUGGCUGAUUCAAGGCAGCUGUUAAGGAAUGGUGGUGCUGUCUCAUUUCAUGCAAGCAAGCAGAGCGGCAAGACGCAAAAAUCUACAAGAUCCAUCUUUAAAAGACUUCCAACACACCAAUGGUCGGUGAAUAUACCCACUUUGCAAUAUGCUGAAAUGCUUAUUUGUUAAAACUCACCUUGACAUGUUGGUUUACUUACCUGUCUUAAAUUGUUUUUAGUUUGAACCACAGCAAAUUUACUCCAACCUUGAGCAUUGAUUGCAUCUGGGUAUUUUCUUACUGUUUGAUAAUUAAAAAGCUUGAGUUAAUUGAAUUGUUAAAUAAGCUCAAUUUAAAGGGAUAAAAAGUCAAAGA